AUGGUGAGACUAAGAUACCUAAAGAAAAAUUCCAUCAGAUCCCUCAUUUCUCCUCUCAAUAACAACAAUCCCUUCAACUAUUCAACAAUAACAUCAUCCACCACAUCAAAUGCUCUCAGUUUAAACCCAUUAUUUCCAUCUUAUUCAUCACCCCUGCAUAAACUACACGCAGAAGAUUUGGCUCUAACAUUUCGCGAAUGGUUCAAGUCAAAUGGGAACCCUUUUCUUGACCAAAUACAUCAAAUCCUAUCUUCUAAUGGCAGCAUCAGUGAAAAUGAGGAUUUUGUAGUGCAACAUGAAGCCAUAGAUGCAGCUUUAUCUUCUCUAAAUCUACGCCUCACAGAGUCACUUGUUCUUGAUGUUUUAUCAUACGUAAAAGACGUUUUAUCUUGCACAAAGUUCUUUGAUUGGGCAGGGAGACAACAAGGGUUUCACCACACACGUGCCACAUUCAAUGCAAUUUUCAAGAUUCUUUCAAGAGCAAAACUGAUGUCAAAAAUGUUUGAUUUAUUAGAAAGGUAUAACAAACAUCGAGGAGGUCACAUGACUAAUUUUCACAACAUUUUGGUCAUGGGUUAUGCUGUUGCAGGAAAACCCGAAAUUGCCCUUCAAUUAUUCGGCCGAAUGCGAUACCAAGGUAUUGAUUUAGACGAUUUUGCUUAUCAUGUGCUUUUAAAUGCUUUAGUGGAAGAGGGUUAUUUUGAUGAAGUUGAAUCAGUUGCUAGACAGAUCAAGAUUCGUGGUUUUGAAUCAGAAAUCACUCAUUCAAUUUUGGUCAAGGGUUUUUGUAGAAAAAGGGAGUUUGAUAAAGCAGAAAGUUAUCUGCAUGGGGUGAUUAAUAGUGGGAUUAAAAUAAAGAGUAGUGGUUAUAUAGUUGGUGCUAUUGUUGAUGCGUUAUGUAAGAACAAUGAGUUUGAUAAAGCUGGGAAAUUAGUCGAUGAAUUUGGGGAAUUUCAUGUUUAUGAUAUAUGGAUUCGGGAACUUGUUCGUGCUAGAAAGGUAGAUGGAGCUAUGGAGUUUUUGCAAAAAACUAGGAACCAAAAGCCGGCUGUUUAUGUUCCGGAUGUUUUUCGUUACAACUCCUUGAUUUUAAGACUUCUAAGAGAAAACAGACUCGAAGAAGUAUGUGAUUUAGUGAUUGAAAUGAUGAAAAACAAUAUCCCUCCAGAUGAGUUAACAAUGAACAUUGUUCUAUGCUUCUUUUGUAAAGCAGGAAUGGUGGAUGUUGCUUUAAAAUUAUACGAUUCAAGAACAGAGAUUGGAUUAUCUUUGAGUUCAAUGGCUGUUAAUUACUUAAUGAAUACCCUUUGUAGGGACGGAAGCGUCAUUGAUGCAUAUCGUAUUUUAAACAACUCAAUCGACCAAGGGUAUUUCCCGGGAAAAAUCCCGUUUUCUAUCUUGGCAGACGCUUUAUGCAAUGUGGAAAAUCUCGAGAUGAUGAAGGAGUUUUUUCGUGUAGCAUUAGAGCAUGGGAUUUUGUUAAGCAAUAAGUUUUACGAAAAGUACAUAAACGCCCUUUGUAGUAAGGGAAAGUUAGAAGAUGGGUAUAUCAUACAUGGGGAAUUAACCCUUCUUGAUAAAGUAACAACCGGAUGUGCUUACAAUACUUUGAUAAACGGGUUUAUAAAACACAAUAGAGGCGAUAUUGCAACAAGAUUAUUAAUAGAAAUGAAAGAAAAAGGUCGUACCCCUGGGAGGGAAUUGUUUCGAGGUGUGGUUCAAAGUGUAUGUGAAAUGGAAAAUCCCGAAAAACAAUUUGAAAAAUUGUUGGAAAUGCAAUUGUCUUUACAUGAACCCAAUUGUACGUUUUUUAAUUAUUUUAUAGAAGGAGCUGGUCUUGCUAAAAGACCCGAUUUAGCAAAAGAAGUGUAUGAAAUGAUGAAAAGAAGUGGGAUUUCUCCGAAUUUGGGUUCGGAUGUUUUAAUGUUGAAAAGUUAUUUAAAAAGUGGGAAAACAUCAGAUGCGUUGAUGUUUUAUGAUAUUUUGAAAAGACGAAAAAUCGGGAGAAAAGUAUGUAACACGAUGGUUGUUGGUCUAUGCAAAGCAAAUAAACCGGAUGUUGCGUUGAGUAUAUUUUUGGAAAUUAGAGAGAAGGGUAAAACGGUCAAACCAAGUAUCGAAUGUUACGAAGAGUUAAUUUACGUUUUAUGCAAAUACAAAAGAUAUGACAAAGUCAUGGAUGUUAUCAGUGACAUGAUUCGAGUCGGGCGUCCUUUAUCGUCUUUUAUCGGUAACAAUUUGCUUCUAUAUUCUUUAAAAGACCAAAACCUAUACAGCACUUGGGUCGACUCACUACCCACCGAGUCAACCGAGUCGACUCAGUCGUCACCUAUGUGGAAACUCGGUGAGUUGGUUGGGUUGUUUUCUGACCGGUUUAGAGACGAUAUAGAUAUCGAUGAGUUGGAGGAAGUAGUGGGGAAGUGUUUUCCACUUGAUAUAUACACAUACAACAUGCUUUUGAGGAAACUAAUAAAGAAACAGGUGGAUGAUGCUUCUAGAUUGUUCCGGAAGAUUUAUGAGAAAGGGUAUAAGCCGAAUCAGUGGACUUAUGAGACUUUGGUGCAUGGGUUUUACAGACAUGGUAGGGCGGCUGAAGAUUUUCAUAAAGUUGCAUACUUCCAAAAACAUGUGAAAUAUAUCAAAGAUAGGAGAGAGGGUGGAAAGUUAGACAAGGCCACAAAUUUGAAUGACAUAACUCUUCAUCUUCUAUCUUCUCCAUUUUCUUUGAUUUCAUCACUCAAGAGUCAAGAUAGCCACAAAUUUGAACAAGUUGCUGUUGUUGGGCUUGAAGUUCAAACUAAAGAUACCGAAUUGAGUGGAUCUCAUAAAUUUUGAUGGAAGCCAUUUGUGGCAUCAUGUAUUUAGGGUGUGAUAUACUCUCAAAGGAAUAUGUUGUUAAAUUUCAAUAUUAACAUACUAAUCUUCGGCUUUGCUAAUAUUAUAAUUUGUUCAAAUGCUUAUCUUUUGGAACAUCAUUUUAAUAAAAAUGAGUUUCAAGUUUAUGGUUUAAAACA
Lactuca saligna is the source of this 3014-nucleotide messenger RNA. NCBI's taxonomy places the organism in Eukaryota, Viridiplantae, Streptophyta, Magnoliopsida, Asterales, Asteraceae. The record is from the annotation of a GenBank genome assembly.